Molecule: messenger RNA, 2196 nt
Organism: Otolemur garnettii (small-eared galago)
Lineage: Eukaryota; Metazoa; Chordata; Mammalia; Primates; Galagidae
Gene: TADA2A
Product: transcriptional adaptor 2A
Exons: 16
Coding region: 177-1508 (443 amino acids)
Biological process (GO): chromatin remodeling; regulation of transcription by RNA polymerase II
Cellular component (GO): SAGA-type complex; nucleus
Molecular function (GO): transcription coactivator activity; chromatin binding; zinc ion binding
Source: RefSeq, a predicted model, not a curated record
CCGGGGGCGCGCACGCAAGCCUGGUGACGCGCGCGUCUGGCCGCCCCUCGGCGCUGAGGAGGGGGACGCAGCGAGAGUCUCAUCAAGUUUUCGUGUAUAUGUGUUGUACAGUUCUAAAAGCUUGAAGAAGCUCUGCACUGAGGAAGAUUAAAGCAGCUGUCUUUGCCAAUUAGGGAAUGGACCGUUUGGGUUCCUUUAGUAGUGAUCCCUCUGAUAAGCCACCUUGCCGGGGCUGCUCCUCUUACCUCAUGGAGCCUUAUAUCAAGUGUGCUGAAUGUGGGCCACCUCCUUUUUUCCUCUGCUUGCAGUGUUUCACUCGAGGGUUUGAGUACAAGAAACAUCAAAGUGAUCACACUUAUGAAAUAAUGACCUCAGAUUUUCCUGUUCUCGACCCCAGCUGGACUGCUCAAGAAGAAAUGGCCCUUUUAGAAGCUGUGAUGGACUGUGGCUUUGGAAAUUGGCAGGAUGUAGCCAAUCAGAUGUGCACCAAGUCCAAGGAAGAGUGUGAGAAGCACUAUAUGAAGCAUUUCAUCAAUAACCCUCUGUUUGCCUCUACCCUGCUGAACCUAAAACAAGCGGAGGAGGCAAAAACUGCCGACACAGCCAUUCCAUUUCACUCUACAGAUGACCCUCCCCGACCUACUUUUGACUCCUUGCUUUCCCGGGAUAUGGCAGGGUACAUGCCAGCUCGAGCAGAUUUCAUUGAGGAAUUUGACAAUUAUGCAGAAUGGGACUUAAGAGACAUUGAUUUUGUUGAAGAUGACUCGGACAUUUUACAUGCUCUGAAGAUGGCUGUGGUAGAUAUCUAUCAUUCUAGGUUAAAGGAGAGACAAAGACGAAAAAAAAUUAUAAGAGACCAUGGAUUAAUCAACCUUAGAAAGUUUCAGUUAAUGGAACGGCGGUAUCCCAAGGAGGUCCAAGACCUCUAUGAAACAAUGAGGCGAUUUGCAAGGAUUGUCGGGCCAGUGGAACAUGACAAGUUCAUUGAAAGCCAUGCAUUGGAAUUUGAACUCCGGAGGGAAAUCAAAAGGCUUCAGGAAUAUAGGACAGCAGGCAUUACCAAUUUUUGUAGUGCUAGAACAUACGAUCACCUCAAGAAGACACGAGAGGAGGAGCGCCUUAAACGCACCAUGCUCUCUGAAGUUCUCCAGUAUAUCCAGGACAGUAGUGCUUGCCAACAGUGGCUCCGCCGGCAAGCCGACAUUGAUUCCGGCCUGAGUCCUUCCGUUCCAAUGGCUUCGAAUUCAGGUAGACGGAGUGCACCACCCUUGAACCUCACUGGCCUCCCUGGCACAGAGAAGCUGAAUGAAAAAGAAAAAGAGCUCUGUCAGAUGGUGAGGUUGGUCCCUGGAGCCUAUUUAGAAUACAAAUCUGCUCUAUUGAACGAAUGUAACAAGCAAGGAGGCUUGAGACUGGCGCAAGCAAGAGCACUCAUCAAGAUAGAUGUGAACAAAACCCGGAAAAUCUAUGAUUUCCUCAUCCGAGAAGGAUACAUCACUAAAGCUUGAGGCACUAAGGGCUUGGGACCAGAAGUCAGAAGUUUGGAAUGUGAUGGGCCAAAGGACAAUAUGGACAUUCUGGGAAGUUUUGUUUAUGAGCUGAAUUCUCAUUGUAAAAAGAAGGGAAGGACAGAGCAAACCUGAAGUUGUAUUAAUGUCUACUUUCUUCUCCACCCUGCUUUAAAACACUCCCGUUGUUGGUAUUAUGUUGCAGAAUUGUGUGCUAGAUAAGCUAUUAUUAAAUGUGAGUGGGCAUUCAUUCCUAACACCUCUUAUAACUAAAAGAACCAUAGUACCUCACAUCACAGUGUUGGUAGAAAUAGAACUAAACCACAGUAUAUAGUCCCAAGAGUUCAGCUCAGACCCAUGUACUUCAGAGGUACGUUUGCUGAUUAUCUGUUUCACCUUCAAACACUGCAGACAGAUUUAAAAUAAAGAGAAGGGUUUCCUUGCAUGAGAAUUCUUUCUCUUUCCUUCUAAGGAUUUUUUUAAGAUGACAACUUAGGCUUAUGAACAGAGGGGAAGAAAAUAUCCCCUUGAUGGUCUUGUCCCAAACUGCAUCUUUAACUCUGCUGUCUGCCUUUGUACUUGGCAGUCUGGCUGUCUGAUCUGCAGCAGACUUUUGAAGAGGUGGUACUGGAUAUAAAAUGUCUCUGUUAUUUUUAGAAUUAAUGGAUUAAAAUGUUUUGCUAUUUAA